UUUGGACGCCGGUGUUUCUGAGUCAUCGCAGCUCAGACACUCAACGUGGUUGGAGAUAUUUUUCGUAACGACCGUUCAGUAGCUACCGGAUAAUAUCUUUUGGAACCACUAAUUUCUCUCUAAUCGCCUGACAGGAUUGAGAUGUUACAGUUUAGGUUUUCGACAGUGCUUAAGGAGUUGUUUGAAGCCAGCCUCAAGCGUCCCUUGUCCGGCUCUAGACAGAAGACCUGGUUACCGACCCGCCGCUGCUGUUUCGGCGCCGCCUCCGUUGAUGCCAGAGCGGUCUCUACUCAACUGAGGGUCCUCCAUGCCGCGUCGCACCGCCCGGCGCUGCGCACCGCGCCCUGUGCCGCCCCGCUCCGCUCCUACUGUACGAAAACCGAAGGUGCCGUGGAGCACGACGAGCAGCUGAAGAAAGACGGAGCCGGCACCGAAGCAGCCACUGACAAGAGAAGAAAUGCAGGCAUUCUCCCCAGUUUGGAGGACUUGCUGUUCUACACAGUGGCCGAAGGUCAAGAGAAGAUUCCCGCUCAUAAGUUUCUCACAGCUCUUAAAGCUACUGGGCUCCGCACUGGAGAUCCCAGACUGAAGGAAUGCAUGGACACCCUCAAAGAAACUCUAAGGAACACAUCCGAUGGCGUUACGUUGGACAGGCACCUAUUCAAGAAGUGUGUCCAGAGCAACAUUGUCCUGCUCACUCAGGCCUUCCGCAAGAAGUUCGUCAUCCCAGACUUCCAGUCCUUCACCUCCCAUAUUGAUGAGCUGUAUGAGAGUGCCAAAAAUCUCUCUGGAGGACAGGUUGCAGACUACAUUCCUCAGCUCGCCAAAUUCAGCCCCGACCUGUGGGCCGUCUCCCUGUGCACGGUGGACGGACAGAGACACACAGUAGGCGACACUAAGGUCCCCUUCUGUCUGCAGUCCUGUGUCAAACCUCUGAAGUACGCUGUAGCUGUUCAUGACCACGGCACAGAGUAUGUGCACAGUUUCAUUGGGAAGGAGCCCAGUGGCCUGCGCUUUAAUAAGCUUUUCCUGAAUGACGAUGAUAAGCCCCACAACCCCAUGGUGAAUGCUGGCGCUAUUGUGUGUACUUCACUGAUAGAGCAAGGUGCAAGCAACGCAGAAAGAUUUGAUUAUGUCAUGAACUUUCUGAAAGACAUGGCGGGAAACGAGUAUGUGGGUUUUAGCAACGCCACAUUCCAGUCAGAGCGCGAGUCAGGAGAUAGGAACUUUGCCAUAGGCUACUACCUGAAGGAGAAAAAGUGUUUCCCAGAGGGGACAGACAUGACCUCUGUACUGGACUUCUACUUUCAACUGUGUUCCAUCGAGGUGACCUGCGAGAGCGCCAGCGUCAUGGCAGCCACGCUGGCUAAUGGCGGCAUCUGCCCAAUCACGGGUGAGCGCGUGCUGAGCCCGGAGGCGGUGAGGAACACCUUGAGUCUGAUGCACUCCUGCGGCAUGUAUGACUUCUCAGGACAGUUUGCUUUCCAUGUCGGUCUGCCAGCCAAGUCUGGAGUAGCGGGGGGGAUCCUGCUGGUUGUGCCCAACGUGAUGGGUAUUAUGUGCUGGUCACCUCCACUAGACAAGCUGGGCAACUCGGUCAGAGGAAUCCAGUUCUGCACGGACCUCGUGGAGCUUUUCAACUUCCACAACUACGACAACCUGAGGCACUUUGCCAAGAAGCACGACCCUCGCAGAGAAGGAGGGGACCAGCGGCAGCUCUCCUUCGGACCCAUGGAUUACGAGAGUCUCCAGCAGGAGCUAGCUCUGAAAGCUCCUCUUUGGAAAAAGGUGUCCCCUACUGAGUCGCACCAGGACAGCUCCACCACUGUAGUCUAUAGGAUGGACAAUGUCGCCGAGUGAAAUUUUAAAAAAGGAGACCCAGCCUGCCCCUACACCCCCCACCCGACCUCAGCUGAUCUCUCCCCCUCCCCUCCUCUCAAACACCACCACCACCUUCCCUCACCCUCGAAUAUUUAUACAUAAAUUAUGUAGAGGAUUAUUUAUUGUUUGUGAAGCGGUUACUGUGUGGACAUACUGGGAAGCUCCUUAUGUUUUUAUUUGUGAUGGGGGGAAAAAUGGGAUGAGUUACUGCUUGUUAAUUUUUAUUUUCUGAAUUUCAAAUGAACUCUAAGCCUCCUGCGUGUUGCCUUAGUGUGUGUGUUUAGGAUCUGCUGUACAGUGUACAGGUUGUUUCAUAUUACCCUCUUUAUGUGCUUUUGACAGAAUCCUCUUCAAAAAUGUUGGCUAAGAGUUGAUUUGAAAUUCAUUUUUUAUUCUAAUCAAAAUGCAUAUGCAUUAGUUUGCAUGUGUGGAGCUUCAGUACAGCCAGCUGUUAGACCAACUGUCUUAAAAUACACGUUCAGACUACUUUGUAGUGAUGAUAGUGUAGUGUAGCUCACACUGAGGCCUCAAACUCUGGUGAUAUUAGCACAUUAAUACAGCUGCUGGGUGUUCCGUAGUACUUGGUGAAUAUAGCAGCAGAAACUAAUGUGGUUUUGGAUCACUGAUGGGAAGUUUUGGGUCAAAGGAGAAUAAUGUUAACAUAUAGUUAGCUGAGAAUACCUGGGCUGAAGUGCUGAAGUGUUAUUAUGGCUAACAUGACAUAGUUUUUUUUAAAAGCUGUGAAUCUUGAAGGGAUUUUAAUAAUGCAGGAGUUUUGCUUUUUUUUUAGUCUUGAAAUGCUGGACCUUAAAAAGGAAAAUCAGCCCAAAAAAACUGACAGUUUAUCUGAGUCGCUAUCAUGAAAGUGCAACGUUUUUCAGCCUAAGGACAGUCUAAGAACCGAGGAGCUGGUUACAAACCGUUAGCCUCUGAUCCUCUUUGGUAGUUUAAUGUUAGAGUACAACAUUUCUCUGCACAUAUACAAGCACCUGUACCAUCUUUCUGUAGGUGGGUAAACAUUGUAAGACAUUAUACUUGCCUGCAGAUGUCUAAAGUAGAAUGAAUCCAGACAUUUGUGAAAUGAGAUUAGUUUGAACCCCCAUUGGAGCGGGAUGCAAAACGGGUUGCAGGAGAUUUUUACUGCAUGUGUAUGUGCUCUAAUACCUUUUAAAAGUUAACAUGAAUUUGAAUGACUUUGAAAUGUACCAUCAUUUGUGCCUCCCUACAUACCUUUUUAGUAAAUGGAAUACAAUGUAGACAUUAAACUGAUAAGUGCGAAACACAGCUAUUGUGCUGAUUUAAAGCAACAUUAUGCAAGAAUUAUACAUUUUUUGUCAAUUUUCACGAUUUAGCCUUCAGUUUCAGAGUGCAGUUCACUUCUACACCACGCUUGUAGAUAUGAAUAACUAUACACAAAAAAAAAAACUUUAAAAAAAAACCUAACAAACUGACAUCAAGCAAGUGCAACAAAACAAGAUAUAGCAAGCCAGCUAAUUUUACAGCCACUUGGUGCUUGGUCACUCUAUCCUUUUCUCUUCUUUGCUUCCUCCGUCAACGUCAGUCGGAUGUCUGUAGAGGCUGCUGAACCUGUUUCUUUUGCUGUCUUGCCCAGCUCUGGUUCUGGCCCGACACUGGUGCCCCCCCUGCCCCAGGCCUGGAAACCUCCUCCUCACAGUGGUCCAAAGCACCUGAGCCAGUGGUGUAAACGCCAACAGCAUAGAUGAUUGUGGAAACUAGCAGCUACUUUAGCAACAAUCUUUCUGUCCGUCAGGAAACUCGGAGCAGCUGAAGUACAUCAGAGGGAAAACCAGAAAUGUUUUCCCCAUAAAAUAUGAUUCAGUUUCACCAAAUCAGUGGUGGAGUGUUAGUGCUGUAAAUCCACUUCUUACGGGAGAUUGAACCCACUCACCAAAGUUACAAAGUGCAGUAAAAGGCGUUUUGGUUGCAGAGUUCCUCCGAAUGAUAUUGAAGUUGUCAUUUUUAGGUCAAACAGUAGCAUAAUGUUGCUUUAAACAGAGAUGGCAAAUUGAAAAGAGACUGUUAAAAAGGACAUAAAUUGACUUUAACCUAGGGCUGCCCUCCACUAAAGAAAUUCUUAGCCCACUAACACUUGAUCAACUUAACCAAAUUGACCAAUUGAUUAGUUGAGUAGUCUACACAGAAUCAUGCAAAAACAUGACUCUUGGAAAUGCAGGCAAAAUAAAUGACUAAUUGUGUAAAUAAUUAUUGGUGGACAAGGACAAAAACGACCAAUUAGUCACCAGGUCCACUAAGAGGUGGCAGCCCUACUUUAACCUGCUGGUAUUUGUCAGUUAGGGCUGAUUUUUCUGAUCAUAUGAUAAUGUGGGUACAUAAAAGAGUUUGCUCAGGAUAAAGGUGAGAUGACUAAAACAAGCUGUUUUCGAGGCUCCUAAUGGAGACUGGCUUAACUUGAUCCUUGUCCUAAAUCACCUGCCAGCGCUCUCGCUGGACCGGCUGCAUCAUUCUGAGCUGCUGUUGAGUUUAGAUGGUGUGUGUGUGUGUUUGGCUGGCUGCCAUGUUUGUCAGUGUUAGCAGGUGUACUCGUUAUGACGUGGACAGAGGGGUGUUUGUGUUUUCUGCUGCAACCUCCAGUUAAAGCCGCUCGUAGCCUACAUGCGUCUAGCCGGUCCUUGUGCAGGUGACAGCAGAGUUUAUCUGGGCUGCAUUCCAAACCAUCUGUGUGUUGUUCUGCUGUACACAGAGAUAACUUGAAACAGGAUGCCUUAAUCUACAAAUAAAGCUGCUUUCUACAGAAACAGACCAUUGCACAUUUGCAAUAAAGCGAUGAUUGACAUGGUGAAAAACAGAGGAAGCUCAGUGUAUAAAUUCCCAUUUUGCAGUAGGUUUUUAUUAUGCCUUCACAUAUUUAAAAAAUCCAAACCAUAACUUGAACUGCAGUAUCAAGAAGAUGUUAAUGCAUUGAGUUACAUGUCUCAAGUCCACUGAUCCAGAAAUGUUUAGCUGCAUACUCCAAAAUUGUUUUUUGAGUGUCAGUAUUCAAACAAUGCAUUGCGUUUUCAGUAUUGUUUGUAAAGUUGGGAAAGUGUUGCUCUUCCAGUUAGCUUGUACCAAGACUGUUUUCCAUAUACAUAAUUAACUGUACUUCUGAAUGUACAUAGUGGCAGGUGUAUAUAGGACUGAUGGCCCUCAACAGCAGACCAGAAUGUGUAUUGAAAAUACACUUCAGACGUUCCAAAUUUAUAGUUCUGUCUCCUCCAGGAAAUUAGAAAUACUUGCACAUGAAUGUCAUGUCAGCAGCUCUGCUGUGACUGUCGUGGGAGAGGGUUAAUCUGUUUGUUACUCAAUCAUUGUUAAACUGUACAAGUGGUGUGUGGUGUUGGACUCAAGCUCAAAGUGUCGGCUGCUGGAGCCAAUGAUACCGUGUAAUAACCAUGUCAAAGUGUGUAAAGGUUUUUCUUUGUACCAAAAAUAACACAAGUCCAUGACAUAAAAAAAUGCUGCAAAGUAUCCAAGCCUCUGUCAUCAGUAAUUCUAUUUACUUUUCAGAAAAAAGUGUCUGUUUUCUAGAAGAAGUAGAGUUGGAUCGGUUGGCUAUUUUAAAUGACUUCAUCCAUGGAUCUUGUUGCUUUCUGCCUAAAGUUUUGCUGUUAGUUGUUUAACCCAAAGUGAAUUAUAAUGCAAAGAUGCUGAUUAUAGAAUUUGCACGAAGUUCUCGUGAUGCUGUGAAUUCUUGCAGCAUUGAGAGUCUCUGCACAGUGUAGCCCUGACCUGGUUGUUAGGAAAAAACCAAAGCCUUUUUUAAAAACGUCAUCACGAUAAAAGUAUUUAUUUCUUUUGAUUAGUUUAUUGCAGUUAAAUCACAGACGAAGCGUUUUAUUUUGGGCUCAUGUUGCUGCAGUGGCGAUCAUCCAGACGCAGUUCUUUGCAAUUCACCGAGCUGUGUGCACUUCCCGAUAAUGUUAUGAAUCCAGACAUGACGGUGUUUGGUUUUCCAACUUAUCUGGAACUUCCACAAGAGUUGCAAAACAGUAAAAGUUUUUAUUUUGGACACAAUUGAUUAAAAGGAAGUAAUGGCAGAUAGAAUCAAUCUACCCUGCAGGUUUACCGUGAGUGUGACGUGCAUUUUGCAUGUAGUUUGCAUUUGCAUUAUGUCACAUAAUGAUAUAAGCUGGAGGACCAGGACAGCCAAUGAAAUUGAAAUGCCGCUUGGCCUGUAUAUUAGCUUCUGUGUCAAUACUCUGCUUCUACAAAAACAUACUGCUGUCAGUAACACACACUGGGUAUGGAUAAGGAUUUAUAUGUAGCAUCAUCAUCCAGCAACCUACUUUAGGUCAUAUGGAAAAAGUUGCAAAAUAGCAUUUUGAUGCUAACAAACAUACUUUAACCAUAAUGUUUGGAUUUGACGUAUUUACAGUGCUUGAGAUCGCUCCCACCUCAGUUCUAGUGUCUAGGUCUGUGAAGGGAAUUCGUUAGUAAUCAACACCUUUGAGUUCUUCGCUGCUACAGGACGGGGUCAUGGGCACAAAACCUAAAACACAAUGUCUGAAUGUCUACAAGACUGCAACCAAUCACAGUUGAUUAUCAGAUCUUUACUCAAUGACCAACGAGCCCAAUGUUGCUUUGAUUUCAUAUAAAAUAAAUGACCUGUAUUACUUGAAGUUUAUUUAAUCGGCAACCCCUCUCUCACUCCUCAAACUGUGAUUAUUUUUCCGUACAAUGAAGCUCAUGACAGAGGGGCUUUUGAAUGCUAUACCAGUAUUUCCAUGGAAACCAACAGAUUUAUGGAUCAUGUAAUGUUCAUUUUUUUCUCUGUGAUUUCUCAUUCUGUUCCCUGUUGCAUGCAUAUUUCUGUAUGAUUUAAUAAAUGUGUUUGUGAUCCCAUGUAAUCAGUCUGUUUUCAGUUCAUUUGAUUACCUCCCACAUGUCUUUAUUUAUGUUGAUUGAUGUCUUGGACAUAAAUUUUAUUUGUGACAUGGAAAUUGCAUAUGAAUUGAAAAACUAUCACUACCAUUGCAUUGUGGUGACCUUGGAAUUGUACGGUUGUCUCAUGGUUUUGUCACAUAUUAGAUAAUUACGCAGUUUCAACAAACGGAUUUUAGAAAAAACGCUAAAAAUGCAAAGUUUGGGAAGUGGUUUGGAUUGGGUUGGAAAAUCUUUCCAUAAUAAGUAAAUUUCUCGAAACAAGAUGAAGCCAAACAGUUCCAAGGUCAUGAUUGUCAAAUUUAUCUAUGUUUUGAUUUCUUUUCUCAGUCCACAUGGUUGUAUUUCUGUAUGUAAAGACUCCAUGAACUGUCCUGUCUGCCAGUAGCGAGACAUGAACUUGUCUUCCUUCACUUUUCUGAGCAAAUCUUCAAUUUCUUUGGCUGUGAUGGACUAGCAGACAUGACAUUGGCAUUGGUGUUAAGGUUUUUUUUCUUUUUUUUUUAGCAUUUGUGUCCCUUGUAUAAAAUCAAAUAAAGCACUGUUAUAUAAUCUCA
Messenger RNA from Centropristis striata (black sea bass), 7340 nucleotides. It is a transcript of the gene glsb, whose product is annotated as glutaminase b. The transcript is spliced from 15 exons. Bases 142 to 1860 code for a protein of 572 amino acids. NCBI's taxonomy places the organism in Eukaryota, Metazoa, Chordata, Actinopteri, Perciformes, Serranidae. The record is from RefSeq and is a predicted model, not a curated record. Gene Ontology annotation, molecular function: protein binding; glutaminase activity. Gene Ontology annotation, biological process: L-glutamine catabolic process.